Thalassophryne amazonica is the source of this 2948-nucleotide messenger RNA. It is a transcript of the gene dazap2, whose product is annotated as DAZ associated protein 2. The record is from RefSeq and is a predicted model, not a curated record. Lineage: Eukaryota; Metazoa; Chordata; Actinopteri; Batrachoidiformes; Batrachoididae. The transcript is spliced from 4 exons. Bases 146 to 655 code for a protein of 169 amino acids.
GUAAAAAAAAUACGGAAGAAGAAGAAGAAGGAACACUUCCACAACAACAAGCUGAAAAACAAGGAAGUGGAUGAUUGUAAACUGUUUUUAGGCCGAGAACUCCGAUUAAUCACAUAGACGCCAGACUCCGCAUCAUUUAAGAACAAUGAACAACAAAGGUUCCUAUCCACAGCAGGCUGUGUACCCUCAACAGAGCACUGCAUCUGUAUACCCUCCUGCUAUGCAAAUGUCUCCUCAGGCACCACCUUACACAGAUGCACCACCUGCAUAUUCUGAGAUAUACCAGCCCAGGUAUAUGCUUCCACCUCAGGUACCUGGUCAGGUGCCUCAGAUGUCUUCUCCCUACCCUGGUGCUCAGGUGUUUAUGCCCAUGCAGGCACCAAUGCCUGUGGGGCCGGUGGGGCAGAACGUCCCCAUGGCUUACUAUCCUAUGGGUGCCAUGUACCACCCAGGCUCCACAGUUAUGGUGGAAGGCGGUUUUGAUGCUGGUGCACGAUUCACAGGAGGUAGCACUGUGUCCAUCCCUCCUCCACCUCCCGGACAUCCUCCCAAUGCAGCUCAGCUAGCUGCCAUGCAGGGUGCCAACGUCGUAAUGACACAGCGUAAGGCUAACUUCUUCAUGGGUGGAUCCAGUGGCGGUUAUACCAUCUGGUAACAGCCAGUCCUCAAUUUCCUCUUCAUGUCUUCACCAUUCCCUGUCCCAAAUGAUGCCGCAGUCCUUCUCCCCUCCUUACGCCUCUCUCUGGCUGCUUGGCCAUGCCACAAUACUGAUAUCACCUAACAGAAUGUAAUAUUUUAGAGCCCCGGUGAAAGGUACAGUACUCCACUUCUGACCUCGAGAUAAAGUAUCACAAUCAGUUGUUGAAUUCCGCUGCCUAGAGAGGACAAACGGGGGAAAAGUAAAUAAAAAAAAAAUCCUUUUAACGUCAAAGUUCAUUCACGGUUCCUCAUGAGGACUAACCUCUUUGCUUAUUCCAUAUUGCACUCUUUUCAGGCUUGAACAUCAAUAGUGUACAAGACCUUUGAUCUAACGAUCACAAAUUACUUUGAAACAUUCUUGUAUACUCGUAAGCUAAGUAAACAAUGAAAUAUCUGAUCCACAUUAUGUAGUUUAGCUGCUUUAUGGUGAAAGUGAAAUGCAGUUAAAGCGAGAAAUCACCUUUUUUUGAAAAGUUGUAGUGUAGUUAAAUUAAUGUCUGUAAUACUAUAAUGUAAAUACCAGUAUGGUGAUCAUGAUAAAUUACAAUGUAACGAUACAAGGAAGAAAAAAAAAAAAAACAUCUUGUAAGCUUAAUGCUAGCGCUUAAUUUUUUUUCUUUUUUGCCUUUGCACAGCGUCAUGACAAAUUUGUUGCACAGUGAACUGUCCGAUUGUAGGCAGAUUCUAUUAAUUGAAAUCAUUUGUAAAUGAAUCCCAGUAUGUGAUUCAGUAAAAGAAGCCACGCAAUACCCAAAGUGGUUUACUGUACCUUGUUGGGCAACUUGUAGAUAAAACAUAGUCAAGUGCCAAAGAGCACUGGGAAUAGCCCUAAUUUAAAGAAAAUUAACUUCAGUAAACUUAAAGGAAAGAAACUUAAAGCAAAUCCAAAUAGUAAGUUGAAUGGGAAGCAGUGGUUGGUGUAACAUUUUAGCAUUUUUCUAUUUCUGUUUCACAGUCGGAUACCCAGAGUUUAUACACUAAAUGCUUUAUUGUACAGAUUUUAAGAACUGUCUUUGUCUUUCCAUACAUAAUUUGGUAUUACACAACCAAGGUUAUGAAGUAUUUAUUCACUGUAGAACAAUGGCAUCUUUUGUUAUCGUGUAUUAAUUAUCUUUAAAAAUUUCAAGACUUGAUUGUUUUGGGGUUUAUUUUCCUUCUUUUCUUAUCCACAUUGAAGUGAUUUACAUGAGUAGUUAGGCUAACAAAUUUUGUUAGUAUAACCAAUGAGCUUGUUGUACCAAAGAUUUGGUCUACAAUGCACUUGUUUGGUUGUUACUUUUCAGUGUCACAAUUUAAAAGUAAACAUAUCAUUGACUUAGCAGUAAGGAAAUUGUCAGGAUUCACACAUACAGUUUGUCAGGAGUAGAGUUGUUAGUCACUUUUUUAAUUUUUUGCACCUGUGCCGUUGCUGUGUACACAUUUCAGUUGUCUGAGAUGCACUGCUAAACAAAUAUGAAAUGUUACAGUUAAUGGGCUUCUCUUUUUUUUUCAGUGUCAGUUUGAAAUAAAGCUGUGAGAUUUUUUAACACUUAAAAACACACAAGUUACUUAAGUCUAGUUCAUUUUAAGAUGUGACAUUUUAAGGAGCCUAAUAUGUAUGAAAACACCUGCAAUGAGGAUAAGUCGCUGGCCGCAUACAUACAAGUUAAUCAAGGAAAUGUUUUUGUGCUGCUAAUUAAACUGCUUUUGAACCUUUAUGUAAUGUUAUGUUGCAAACUUAAUUGAGGGUAUCUUAAGUGAUGUAAGCCGUACGGAUACCGUCAACUGAUUUGUAGAUAUUUUUCUCUUUGGUGUCGAGUAAGGUCAAUGUGUCACUGGGUAUCCGACGUUCUCUAUCAAGUUUUAACAGCUGUGGCCAGCAGAAAACAUUUGAUUAAUCUGGUAGAUAAAAAUUCAUCCACUGAUCUGGAAACCGGCUAAUGUGCAUCCUAUUAAACUAAUUACUCUUUUCUCAACAAACACACAGUUAAACGAGACUCACUGUGCAUUUAGUCUCUCAUAAACCGCAUUGAGAACAAGGCCACAGCUAUCAUAACUUUUUUUUGGUGGGGGGGGGGGUUGUUUUUUUUUAAAAAAUCUCAGCUUUGUUUGCAAGUCAGCAUUACAGUGGCUUGGUCCCAGCAAUAUGAAGUACUGUAAACUACAGCUGACCAGUAGAUGCUAUACCAACCACAGCCAGCAAACGGAUUUCUCUUUUAGAAUUGUGGACAUUUAUAGUUCAGGGAAUAUCUUUACAAUGUUUUGUAAAA